AUGGGUGCCGUCAAUGCCCAGAACAUACCUUCUGGAGCUGUUUCUUCCCAUGUUGCUUCUGCUGGCUUUCCGACCUCGGUCUUCUCAUCUUACUGGAUCAAGCCUGUCGCUACAGCAGAGCCUCAGCCUGCUUUAUAUGAUCCAGUCCUGAACAUUACCUUCCCAUUGAAUCUGACUUCUCCCAACACCAUCCCGCAGGAAGAUAAUGAUCCGGUCUAUUAUGCCACCCCAAUUGCUAAUCUUACGCUCGCUGGCAAGGAAGCGGUACUCAAGAGUGUCAUCUCUCAAAUCGAGGACAUUGUUGUCAGCAAUCAAUUCACCACCAAUUGCUCCAAAUGCAUAGCUGGAUUGACGGUCGCCAAGACUGCAGCUCAAUUGGCACCUGAACUUGUCCCUGAUGCCAUGGUGUCUCUAUGCAAGCAAUUCAAGCUUCACAACAACGAGACCUGCGAGGAAGACUUUGAGGCCACCACCUUCGGAGCUAUCUGGACACAAAUUCUGGCAUUGGCUGAUGUGUCCGGUCUGGACGGUCAAUACAUCUGCAACAGAAUAUCUAGCAAUUUCUGCUCUAUGCCGACUACCAGUCCGCUGAAUACCACUGGGCUCUUCCCCAAGCCAAAGCCGAGCAAUUACACUAUUCCUAAGGCUAGUGGUAACCGUAUCAAGGUGCUUCAUAUGUCUGAUAUUCAUCUGGAUCCUCGUUAUGCUGUUGGUAGUGAAGCCAACUGCACAUCUGGUUUGUGCUGCCGUGCCAACAACUUCAACACUGCUCUCCCGACUGGUGAAAUCUCGCUUCCCGCACCUUACUACGGUGAUUUCAAGUGUGACAGUCCAUAUGGCUUGGUUCUCUCGGCUUUGGACUCUAUCGCUCCCCUCACUGGUACCAGCAAACAAAACCCCUUUGGUUUCAGUAUCUACACAGGCGAUCUAGUCAGCCACGAAAGUCAAAACGAACUCUCUAGAGCCUAUGUCGAGUACGCAGAACUCUCCAUCUACGACAUGCUCAAGAAGUUCAUGGGCAAAGCUCCAGUCUACGCGGUUCUCGGUAACCACGACACCAAUCCUGAAGCCAUCGAUGCACCCCACAGUCUCCCUGGAGACCUGGGUAUGCAAAUGUCUUGGAAUUUCGAUCAUGUCGCUGGACUCUGGCAUGAGAACGAUUGGCUAAAUGCCACUGCUGCCAAACAAGCACGUCUGCACUACGGCGCCUAUUCCAUCAAGACACCACAAGGCUUGCGUAUCAUCACUUUCAACACUGAUUUCUGGUACAAGUCAAACUUCCUAAAUUUGAUCGAUACACUCAACCCAGAUAAAUCCGGCAUGUUCGCCUGGAUGAUCGAAGAACUCCAAGCAGCCGAGGACGCCGGGGAAAGAGUUUGGAUCUUGGGACAUGUGUUGAGUGGCUGGGAUGGCACCAACCCCAUGCCCAACCCCACCAACCUAUUCUACCAAAUCAUUGACCGCUAUUCUCCGCACGUAAUCGCUAAUGUGUUUUUCGGCCAUACGCAUGAGGAUUUUGCGUACGUGUGGUAUGCUAACAAUGGCACUAACCAAUCCUCGGCGAACGCGUUGACGACUGCUUGGGUAGGACCCAGCAUUACGCCCCUCACAAACGUCAAUUCUGCGUUCCGGAGCUACACCGUUGAUACAGGCGAUUGGAACGUCUAUGAAGCAUAUACCUUCUACUCCGACGUCGAGUCCUUCUCUAGCCUCAACACUUCCGGCCCAACUUUUGAAUUCGAAUACAACACUCGAGAUACAUAUGGUCCUGGUAUCAAUUGGCCUGCUUCUGCACCUCUGAAUGCAACAUUCUGGCAUCAGGUCUCGGAGCAAGUGGAGAAGAAUACGACACUGGCGAGUUUGUUCAAUACGUAUCAGGGUAAGAGUAGUGUCAUGAGUCCCAACUGUACAAACAUUGCUUGUGCAAAAGCAAAGGCGUGUUAUAUGCGUAGCGGGAGUGUGGCGCUGGGGCAGCAGUGUCCUCAGGGGUAUGGUAGUGUGCAGAGCCCUUUCACUCCAUCCUCUAAGUAA
Molecule: messenger RNA, 2031 nt
Organism: Aureobasidium melanogenum CBS 110374
Lineage: Eukaryota; Fungi; Ascomycota; Dothideomycetes; Dothideales; Saccotheciaceae
Exons: 2
Coding region: 1-2031 (676 amino acids)
Biological process (GO): sphingomyelin catabolic process
Molecular function (GO): sphingomyelin phosphodiesterase activity
Source: RefSeq, a predicted model, not a curated record